UUAGUUUGUUACGAGAUCCAAUGAAUUUGGCAAAAGCAGGAUGACUUGUGUAUAUCACUUCAUUUCUAAUAUAUUUUCAUUUUUUUUUCUCCAAUAGUAAGCCGAAUGCUAUUAAGACUUAUAAGGAUCCAACUUUUGUUAAGAUUAUGCUACCUGACCAAAAGGAUUGCGACUUUAUUUUGGAAGUGAACGGUGAAUAUAUCUACGCCCACAAAGCAGUAUUGGCAGCCAACUCUCCUUUCUUUCAAUUUUCAGAGAAUGAUAAAGAAAAGGCACCCACCAUUGAAAAUGAGUAUGUCGAUGCCGGCGCUCUUAAAACGAUUAUCAAUUAUCUCUACAAUGGCAAGAUUGAAAUAAUCGAAGGCGCCGGCCAAUCCCUUCUUGUUACGUCAAAUUUUCUUCAGAUCGACUGGGUAGAGGAACAAUGUAAACAACAUCUCAAGUCCAGUAUAGACCUAGGAAAUUGUUUCGAUAUUUGGGGCAUUGGUGAUAGCGUUUUAGGCGAGGAGCUGGCUGAUCGCUGCUUCAGGUACAUUUUAAGACAUUUUGCUCAGCUAAUUGAGGCUGAGGGAUUUUUAAAAUUGUCGAUUGAAAAGGUAUGUAAACUGGACAUGAAAUAACUCUGCGCACAUAGAGUUCGCAUAUAUUUUUCCUUAAAAACUGGACAUUUUUAUAUCGAUUUAAAGUUUAAAUUAUUUCUUCAUAGAUCGAA
Glossina fuscipes is the source of this 712-nucleotide messenger RNA. RefSeq names its product kelch-like protein 17. Gene Ontology annotation, molecular function: protein binding. Bases 147 to 620 code for a protein of 157 amino acids. The transcript is spliced from 4 exons. The record is from RefSeq and is a predicted model, not a curated record. Lineage: Eukaryota; Metazoa; Arthropoda; Insecta; Diptera; Glossinidae.